UAGGUCUAACAAAAAAGUUUGCAAGGUUAUUGCGCUGCUAUAAUAAAACACAUUUUAGAUACUAAUAUAACAGAAAUUACGCAAUUUAAUGUAAAUUAUUAUAACAACCAAUCCACAACCAGACGUUGAAAAAUUUAAAUCUCAAGCACUGCCAAACAUGACGCCUGGAACAAACAAAAGUCAGAGUGCAAUUUAUCGCAUGGCCACCCUCCCCGUGGUAAACUCGGCGUAUGUGCUUGUAUCCGUGCUUUACUGUGACACAAAGCGCACACACCCCUACAUCAAGUCCAUGUGCGAGGUGGUGGAGACCGGCGUGAAGAGCAUAAGUUCAGUGGCUUAUGAAGGCGCCGCUCCCAUCUUUUUCAAACUGGAGCCGCAAAUUUUGGUUGUGAAUGAGCUUGCAUGCAAAGGUUUGGAUAAGCUUGAAAGCGCUUUCCCAGUCCUUCACAAGCCUUCCGAGCAGAUUGCCUCCAGUGCCAAGAGUAUGAUGUUGGAAGCGAGAGCAGCAAUGUCCAUCGCGAUCCACGGAGCCAAGGACUGUGUGUUAUACUCCAUCGUUGGUCUGGCUGGGAGAACGAAAGAAGUGUUGACAGAGACCUUUGUGCUGAUAGAAGCUCGUGGGCUCAAUGUCGUGCCCAUCAGGAAAGCCGCCCGCCUGGCUAGCGACGGACUGGACUCUGCAUUGAGCAUGUCUGAAAUCCUGGUGGACCAAGCCCUUCCACCAACCGAUGAAGAGAUGGAGGAACAGGUGAAGACGGUGAAAGGCUUUGAACUGGUUCCAGCCAGACCCGGCAACUCCGCCCGUCUGGUGUCCCUUACAACCAAACUGUGCAGGAGAGCCUACCGCCAGACAGCGGCCAAUGUGCACUCCGUCAGAGUCCACAGUCAGGAGUCAGUCUCCCUGCUCCGACACAGCAUGGACCUGGACAAGCUGGGCGGAUUGUUAAGAUGGACCAACCUAGGGAAGCAGGAAGUCAAGGAGACGGAGAAAGACGUGUUCCAUGGUCUGGUAGCAGCCGCAGGCCACGACAGCCAGCUGCAGACCAGCAACUUCUCCCUGAGUUGGAACCUCAACAACCUCCCCAGCCACCUCCAACAGCAGGUGCUGUGCAUGCUGCUAUGUGCCUCCCAGAUCUACAACAACUUCAGUGGGACCGCUGCCCAGGACCACACACUCACUCUGGCUUCCCUGGAUGGAAUCCUGGACUACCUGGUCCACAACACACCCCUCAACUGGCUGGUGGGGCCCUCCUUCCUCAGGAAGGGCCCUGUUUCUCCCAGCUCUCCCGAGAAGGCUUCUAGCAAAGCGUCCACAUUCCAGAAGAGGCGUAGUGCUCCAUUUCUCCAGCAUUACUGAUGCAAUUCAUAUUCUGGAAGUCAGGUGUUUAAUAAAUAUACAAUGCAUGUUC
This is a messenger RNA of Osmerus eperlanus (European smelt), 1409 nucleotides long. RefSeq names its product perilipin-2-like. Gene Ontology annotation, biological process: lipid storage; positive regulation of triglyceride storage. NCBI's taxonomy places the organism in Eukaryota, Metazoa, Chordata, Actinopteri, Osmeriformes, Osmeridae. Gene Ontology annotation, cellular component: lipid droplet; cytosol. The record is from RefSeq and is a predicted model, not a curated record. The coding region runs from base 158 to 1357 and encodes 399 amino acids. The transcript has 7 exons.